AAGAAGAACAGCAAGUGAAUAGUGAAAAUUAUGAUUUAUCUGGUUCUAUAGAUAAAGAUAGUCAAAACAGCAUAAUUAUGAUACAGCAAGUAAAUGCUAAAAAUUAUGGCUUAUCUGUUUCUACAGAUGAAAAUGAUCAAAACAGCAUAAUUAUAGCAAGGUUUUUAGAAGAAGAACAGCAAGUGAAUGGUGAAAAUUAUGGUUUAUCU
Racocetra fulgida is the source of this 209-nucleotide messenger RNA. Lineage: Eukaryota; Fungi; Glomeromycota; Glomeromycetes; Diversisporales; Gigasporaceae. The record is from the annotation of a GenBank genome assembly.